AUGAACAUCAACAGGCGACUAUUAAAGUGUGAUUCAAGUGAAUAUUACAAGAUUAAAGAUUAUAACGCUGUUGAGAACGGAUUAAAUGGAUUAAAAUCUUCAGACGAUGAGCUUUACAUUGAAACAGAAGAUGCCUUACUUGAAGCUUCAAGUUUACUGUACAACUCACUGUACUACCAUUGCUCGUGUCCUCCCUCCGGCUCAUCUUCCUCUUUAACAUAUGGCUUACCUGUACUCUCACUGCAUCAUCAUCGUCGAGGUUCACCUGUAAUCAAUGCUCGACACGCGCGUUCAUCUUCACUUCAUCCAUCAACCGAUGGCCAUCAUCCAGUUUACAUUGGUGCAAAUGCCUCAUCAAGACUAACUUCAGCCUUAACCUCAACUUUAACCUCAUCCACUUCAAUGCCAUCGACAACAGUAUCCAGACCAAGUAGUACUAUCACAAGUAACGCUCGAUCACCAGCAAUCACAACCAAUUGCACAAAUUCACCGACUCAACCCAAUCUAAGUCUAAUUUCACCAGAAUUACUUUCCAUUUAUGGUUCAACUUAUAAGAUAUUUCCAGGUAAGAUUUCAAUAUUAUCUCAAGAUUUGCUUAAUUCAAAGACAACAGAGUAUCAAGAAGACAAUAUAUCCCAACACUGUUCAGUAACGCUAUCCUUCCAGAUACUAGAAUCUAAGCUACUCGCUAAGUUGUAA
Messenger RNA from Tetranychus urticae (two-spotted spider mite), 699 nucleotides. RefSeq lists its product as uncharacterized. NCBI's taxonomy places the organism in Eukaryota, Metazoa, Arthropoda, Arachnida, Trombidiformes, Tetranychidae. The record is from RefSeq and is a predicted model, not a curated record. Gene Ontology annotation, biological process: regulation of gene expression. Gene Ontology annotation, cellular component: nucleus.